AUGGAUUCUCUGCAACGCCAAACACCUGUCAAUCCACGGUUCGGUUCUAUAAUGACUGUUUUGACUCACUAUGGUCGACCAGUGGUGGAUUCCUAUUCCAAUGAAGAUGUGUAUAAGAAGCACUACCCACCUGCAUUGAAUGAUGAAGUAUGGAGAUUGGAAAAGAUUGAGAAAGAUGGGUCAUUUCUCAAGAGGCUUAACACUGCAGGAAUACUAACUGUUGAAGACUUUUUGCGACUUGUUGUCAGGAUCAGCAAAAGUUACGAAAUAUUCUGGCAUGUCAAUAAGAUGGAAGCUCUUUUAGAUCAUGCAAAGACUUGUGUGCUGAGUGGGAAGCUCUAUGUUUACUAUACUGAUGAUUCAAGAACCAGUGGUGUUGUUUUCAAUAAUAUAUACGAUUUUCUGGACUCAUGUGGUUCUUACGGCAACCACAUCCUCAAUGCCAUUAAGAACUUUAUCCGAGCCCCGAAUGAAGUGGACUUGGACGGAAUUCUCUGCAACGCCAACACACCUGUUAAUAUGCGAAAGAUUGUUUUGACUCACUAUGGUAGACCAGUGAUGGAUGCCUAUUGCAAUGAAGAUGGUUGUUUCUCCAUCCUUCGCGUGAAGUUUGUAAGUGAAGAGGUGGAAAGAGCUUUGGCAAAAUUAGCACCCCCAACACUUAAUGGAAGGUCUUCUCCAAAACGGCUUGAUGGUCCAGAUGGAAGUAGCUUACAGCUCCACUUUAGAUCCAGGCUGUCCCUUUCUAUUUUCACUGCAGGAAAGAAAAAUGCUGGCAUUGAAGAAUUUUAA
Messenger RNA from Hibiscus syriacus, 792 nucleotides. RefSeq names its product calmodulin-binding protein 60 D-like. NCBI's taxonomy places the organism in Eukaryota, Viridiplantae, Streptophyta, Magnoliopsida, Malvales, Malvaceae. Bases 1 to 792 code for a protein of 263 amino acids. Gene Ontology annotation, cellular component: nucleus. The transcript is spliced from 9 exons. The record is from RefSeq and is a predicted model, not a curated record. Gene Ontology annotation, biological process: regulation of salicylic acid biosynthetic process. Gene Ontology annotation, molecular function: calmodulin binding; sequence-specific DNA binding; DNA-binding transcription factor activity.